CUUUUUAUCUCCUAUAAACAAAAAAAAAAAAAGACUCCCACUUUCUUUUCAUACAUUGUCUUCUUCUGGCUCUUCUCUUACAGGACUCUGCAAAAUGCCCCUUCUUUCAUGGCUACUACCCUUUGUUUUACUAGCCUUGUUUCAGUUUCCGACAGGUUGGAGCUUGAAGAACCACCAUGGAAAGCGAAUGUUCCAAACGAACCAAACCACCUGUGCAUUGUUCUCCGGCACUUGGGUCCGUGAUGAUACUUAUCCGUUGUACAAAUAUUCCGACUGUCCACUCAUUGAUGCUGAAUUCAACUGCCAAAUGUACGGGAGACCCGAUUCUGAUUACCUCAAAUACCGAUGGCAGCCUCACGAUUGUGUGCUCCCGAGGUUCAAUGGGCUCGUGUUUUUGUCGAAGAUGAGAGGGAAACACGUGAUGUUUGUUGGUGAUUCUCUGGGAAGGAAUCAGUGGGAGUCUUUGAUUUGUAUGAUCUCAGCUUCAGCUCCCAAAAUGCAGACUCGGAUGAGCAGAGGAGAUCCUCUCUCCACCUUCAAGUUCGUUGACUAUGGUUUAUCGGUAUCGUUCUAUAGAGCUCCAUAUUUGGUAGACAUAGAUAUGGUUGGAGGGAGGAGAAUUCUCAAGUUAGACGACAUACAUUCACAUGGAAACGCCUGGAGAAACGAAGACGUGCUGGUGUUCAACACAGGCCAUUGGUGGAGUCAUAAAGGAUCCCUCCAAGGGUGGGAUUUGAUCGAAACGGGGGGUAAAUAUUACAAGGACAUUGAUCGUUUGGUUGCAUUGGACAAAGGGUUGAGAACAUGGGCUAAUUGGGUCGACAACAAUGUCGACACAACUAAAACCAGAGUCUUUUUCCAAUCAAUUUCCCCUACACACUAUGAUCCGACUGAAUGGAGCGCUAGAGCAACCACGGUGGCGACGAAAAACUGUUACGGAGAAACAGCGCCAAUGACCGGAACUGCCUACCCCGGCACGUACCCUAACCAGAAGAGAGUGGUGGAUGAAGUCAUCGGAGAAAUGCACGCCCCUACAUAUUUGUUGGACAUAACCAUGCUUUCUGAGCUCAGGAAAGAUGGGCACCCUUCAAUUUACAGUGGUGGUUUGAGCCCUGCUCAGAGGGCUAAGCCGGACCGCUCAGCUGAUUGUAGCCAUUGGUGCCUCCCUGGAUUGCCUGAUACUUGGAAUGAACUAUUUUAUGCUGCCUUGUUCCAUUAAGUUGCUUGUGGUUUACGUAUUGUAUAAUUAAUAACUAGUACUAAUUGUGAUUAUAGGUUUGCAGACGGUGCAAAACUGCACUCGACCCUGU
This is a messenger RNA of Hibiscus syriacus, 1310 nucleotides long. RefSeq names its product protein PMR5-like. Bases 95 to 1219 code for a protein of 374 amino acids. Gene Ontology annotation, cellular component: Golgi apparatus. Gene Ontology annotation, molecular function: O-acetyltransferase activity. The transcript is spliced from 4 exons. NCBI's taxonomy places the organism in Eukaryota, Viridiplantae, Streptophyta, Magnoliopsida, Malvales, Malvaceae. The record is from RefSeq and is a predicted model, not a curated record.